This is a messenger RNA of Paramecium sonneborni, 393 nucleotides long. Lineage: Eukaryota; Ciliophora; Oligohymenophorea; Peniculida; Parameciidae. The record is from the annotation of a GenBank genome assembly.
AAGAGGAUGUCCAAUAAAAAUUAUACAAUGAUUCAUUACCAUAUUCCAUAAGAUUUAGAUGAUCCUGAAUAGCCCAAUGCUUAUACGUAUUGAGUAUAGGUAAAUAUUAUUAGAAUUCAAUUGAAUAUAAAAGACAUUACUUAUACUGAUAUUCUUAAAACAUUUCCAAUCAAGGGACAAUUUGAUUUUAAAUUCCUUUAUCAACAUUAAAAGGAUAAUUUUUGGUUAGACAUUAAAUCUAAUGCUACUCCUUUACCAAUUGUGAAUAAACAUAUUCAUGUGAGAGCUGAACGAAUCAAAAAAUAAUAAGAAACAUAGCCUAUAUAAAUUAUAUAACCAGUAUAACAAACCCCAUCUGUUUCAUAAUAAACGAAUGAUUUAAUGUAAUUUUGA